Messenger RNA from Lichtheimia ornata, 1728 nucleotides. RefSeq lists its product as uncharacterized. The coding region runs from base 1 to 1728 and encodes 575 amino acids. The transcript is spliced from 12 exons. NCBI's taxonomy places the organism in Eukaryota, Fungi, Mucoromycota, Mucoromycetes, Mucorales, Lichtheimiaceae. Gene Ontology annotation, biological process: transmembrane transport; carbohydrate transport. Gene Ontology annotation, molecular function: carbohydrate:proton symporter activity. The record is from RefSeq and is a predicted model, not a curated record. Gene Ontology annotation, cellular component: membrane.
AUGUUGGCGUCGACGCCAUCCGGGGGCAGCGAUGCAAACUCGUACAUGUUUGCUCACCUAAGACGUUUUAUGCCAUCAUUCUCCAUGAAGACACGAGUCUAUAUGGUCUCCAGUUUCAUGGCAUUGGGUGGUUUCUUGUUUGGGUAUCAAUUUGGUGUAUUGCCAGGGAUUUUGACCAUGUAUUCAUUUCAUCAAGAUACCAAUAUCCAAGACAACUCAACUUCACUUACAAGCACGUUGAUGGCAGGUGCUGUGGCAGGUGCUCUUGCAGCUGGUGUAUUGGCCGACUUGAUUGGACGACGUGGUCUCAUUGCAGUGAGCACAGCCUUGUUCAUGGGUGCAGAUGUACUUCAGGUCGGCGCAGACGACAUUAUCAAACUCUAUGUGGGUCGAGUCAUUACAGGAAUCAGUAUUGGAGCCCUCUCCAUGGUGGUCCCUCUAUAUCAAUCCGAGAUUUCGCCCAAAGAGAUGCGUGGUCGUCUAGUUUCAAUCCAGCAAUUUGCUAUUGCAUGUGGCAUUUGUGUUUCAUAUUGGGUGGAUUAUGCAGUCUUGGAUGUUACUUCUGUCAGCAAUUGGAGGCUCGCAUUUGGUUUGCCCUUGAUUCCCGCCCUUAUAUACCUCGCUGGAACUCUUGUACUACCCAAAAGCCCACGCUAUCUUAUCUACAAGCAUCAUGAUCGACAAGCUCUGGAAGUACUCGCCUUUGUGCGUGGUGAUGGCACUAUCAAUCAUCCCGACGUGCUGAUGGAAUACGUGGAAAUCAAGCAAAGCAUUCGAUUUGAGGAGAAAUAUGGAUCCAAACACUUUUGGCGUCUAUUUCGAAAGGGUGCUGAUAAUAAUCGCAAGCGAUUGCUCUUGGGAAUGGCGGUACAAAUAUUCCAGCAACUUACAGGGGCCAAUGCAUUGCUCCUUUACGCCCCGCUGAUUUUUCGAGCCAGUGGCAUUCAAGGAAAAAGUACCACGUUAUUGGCAAACGGUAUCAGUGGCCUUGUCAACCUCGUAUUCACUAUUCCACCCAUGAUUACGAUUGAUCGAUGGGGUCGACGUCCUACAUUGAUUGUUGGAAGCAUUGCAUGUUGUGUGUGCUUGACCAUUAUGACGGUGAUUGCAGCUGUCACAGGGCUUACCGAUAACAUUGCAUCAAUGCAUGUUCUGGAUGCUUCAACUACGGAUCCCACUGAGGUGGAUGAAUCGAUUCGCCAAAUUGAUCAUCAAGCUUCUAUCGGAUUUCUUGUCAUGAUGUACAUGUUUGUUGCUUGUUAUGCAUUGACUUGGGGCCCGGCAGGAUGGAUAUACCCAACAGAACUCUAUUCACAAGAUGUACGUGCACGAGCCCUUGGAUUUACCACGGCUGCCAAUUGGCUUUUCAACUUUGGAGUGACCAUGUUGACCCCUCUUAUGUACGUGCAUAUCAAGUGGAAGGCAUUCGUUGUUUAUGCAGUGUUUUGCUUCGUCAUGGCGAUCGUUGUUCAUCGCUAUUUCCCUGAAACGAUGGGCAAAUCGUUAGAGGAAAUUGAUCUUAUUUUCAGUGGCAACUUUAACUAUUACGAUUUGAGCGUACAUCAUCCACAAACUGCUGCAGCGGCUUUAUCCCAAUUGAACCGUACCAGUCGAUCAAGGAACGCAUUACUAGGAGGAUUCAAUCAGCUGGUAUCAGCACGAUCUAAUGAACAUAUACCAUCAUCCACACAUUCUUCUGAAUUAGAUAGCGGUCGUGGCUCGGAAUAA